AUGGCCACCAUCGGCGCAGCUUGUCGGGGAUUUCUCUACGCCUUCAACACCGUCGAGGUGACGGGCCUACAGAACCUUCUGGGAGUCCUAGAUAGGCGAAAGAAGUACGGCAAGGAUCGCGGCUUGAUUACCGUGUGCAAUCAUCUUGCAGUACUGGACGAUCCUCUAAUUUGGGGUAUUCUUCCCAUGCGCUACGCUUUCGACGUUGAGAACCUUCGAUGGAGUCUUGCUGCGCAUGACAUAUGCUUCAAGAAUAGUCUUACAUCUGCCUUCUUCAACCUCGGCCAAACCCUUCCCACGCACCGAUCAUGGCAUUCUAAGCUCGGUGGCCUAUACCAACCGACCAUGACGCAAGCACUGGGUCUUCUCUCCGGCCCUUCAUCAAUUCCAAAAAUCACAAAGUCAACCUACUCGACCAACGGCAAGGACAUCAUCCCUGCGCCGGCCUUUUACACGGCGAAUCGCAACGCCUGGGUGCACGUCUUCCCCGAGGCAUGCUGCCACCAGAGCGCCGACAGCAGCCUGCGUUACUUUAAAUGGGGCGUGUCGCGGCUCAUCCUGGAGAGCGACCCCGCGCCCGAGUUCGUGCCCAUGUUCGUUGACGGCACUCAGCACAUAAUGCCCGAGGAUCGCGGGUUCCCGCGCUUCCUACCCCGCGUGGGCAAGCGCAUCCGUGUCGCCAUCGGCGCCCCCGCCGACACGAACCUGCUCUUUGGGGCCUACCGUCAGCGCUGGCGCCAGCUGCGCGAGAAGAAGACUGACGAGGAGUUGCAACAUGGUCCGGAGGCGGCGCAGCUCCGCAUAGAGCUGGCCAAGGCGGUGCGCGACGAGAUUCUCAAGAUGCGCGCGACGCUGGACUUACCACAGGAGGUAGAUGAAACCGCGGCGCUGGCGGAAACGUGGGACAAGGAGCCGAACAAGCGCAGGUUCAAGAGUCCGGUAGACGGAAGUCUUGUAAAUCGACAUUAG
This is a messenger RNA of Cordyceps militaris CM01, 969 nucleotides long. RefSeq names its product tafazzin. Gene Ontology annotation, biological process: inner mitochondrial membrane organization; cardiolipin acyl-chain remodeling. Lineage: Eukaryota; Fungi; Ascomycota; Sordariomycetes; Hypocreales; Cordycipitaceae. The transcript has 3 exons. Gene Ontology annotation, molecular function: 1-acylglycerophosphocholine O-acyltransferase activity. The record is from RefSeq and is a predicted model, not a curated record. Bases 1 to 969 code for a protein of 322 amino acids. Gene Ontology annotation, cellular component: mitochondrial membrane.